CCUUUUUUUCUUUCUUGCUCGAAAAUUCACCAAAAAAUCAAAAUUUUUCUUGACGGAAAAGAAAUCAGACGCUGCAAGUUCGUCUCUAUAAAUAUUCGGCAAAUUCGAUUACUUCAUUUCGUUUCAAAUUUGACUCCUGUUUUGGUUCACUUCACUAAAUCCUCGAAAACGAACGGACAUGCAUCUCUACAAUGCGUGGCUGCCGCCGCCCGUGGCGGAGCAGACGAAGCGUGAGGCGGAAUCCUUCGCUUCUGUCGUCAGCUCUGUCAAGGCCUUGUACCACCAUGACGAUCCGGAUUCUGUUUACGCUACUCUCAAAUGGAUCUCAGUCAUCGACUUAUUCAUGAAGGCAAAGAGUGAAAUAUCUUUGGAAGAUGUGGGCACGGUUGUGGAACUUGGGUUAGAAUUGUUCAAUAUAUCUCAGAACAAACUCUAUGUCCAGGUUAGAUGGGGUAAUAUGUUAGUCAUAUUACUUAACAAAUAUCGAAAGAAAUUGUCAUUGAAAGUUCCAUGGAGGCCUUUGUAUGACACACUUAUUCAUACACAUUUCACAAGGAACACUGGUCCAGAGGGGUGGAGAUUAAGACAGCGACAUUUUGAAACUGUUACCUCCCUUGUUCGAUCCUGUCGGAAAUUCUUUCCACCAGGUUCUGCCUUCGAGAUCUGGUCUGAGUUCAGGUCUCUUUUGGAAAAUCCGUGGCACAAUUCAUCCUUUGAAGGAUCAGGGUUUGUGAGACUGUUUCUCCCUACAAACUUGGACAACCAAGACUUCUUUUCAAAUGAUUGGAUUAAAGAGUGUAUAGGGUUGUGGGACUCAAUUCCAAAUUGCCAAUUCUGGAACAGUCAAUGGACAGCUGUUAUAGCUCGUGUUAUAAAGAACUACGACUUUACUGAUUGGGAGUGCUACAUUCCCACACUUUUCUCAAGAUACUUGAACAUGUUUGAGGUUCCUGUGGCAAAUGGAAGCGGAUCAUAUCCUUUUUCUGUUGAUGUUCCCAGAAAUACAAGGUUCUUGUUCUCCAAUAGAACAACCACACCGGCAAAGGCUAUUGCAAAAUCAAUUGUGUAUCUAUUAAGACCCAGUAGUUCAGCUCAAGAGCACUUUGAGAAAUUGGUCAACCUCUUAGAGCAAUAUUACCAUCCCUCUAACGGUGGUCGCUGGACUUAUUCAUUGGAGAGGUUUUUGCUUCAUUUGGUUGUUACAUUCCAAAAACGUUUACAGCGUGAACAACAGAAUUCUCAUAAUACUAGAAAGAGUCAACUAUAUCUAGGAAGUUCAGAGAGGACUUCUUUUGUUAAUGUGGUGCUGAAGUUAAUUGAUCGUGGACAAUAUAGCAAAAAUGAACAUCUUUCUGAGACCGUUGCUGCUGCAACUUCUAUUUUGUCUUAUGUGGAUCCUUCUUCAGUUCUUCCAUUUCUAGCAUCCCGGUUCCAUAUGGCCUUGGAGACGAUGACUGCCACCCAUCAGUUGAAAACUGCUGUUAUGUCAGUAGCAUUUGCUGGGCGUUCUCUGUUCCUCACAUCCCUAUCAACUUCAACAGUGAAACCAGCUGAUCUUGAGGGUGGUGAUGGUUUGUAUGUUGAACUUCUGAUGAUAUCUUUAUCAAAUGCAUUAGCUGGUAUGGAUGCCAAUGACCCUCCAAAAACCUUGGCAACAAUGCAAUUAAUUGGUUCCAUAUUUUCCAAUAUAGCAACUCUUGAUGACAAUAGUGAUGAACUUUCCAUGCCAAUGGUCCGCUUUUCUGAAUGGCUAGAUGAAUUUCUAUGUCGCUUAUUUUCGUUACUUCAACAUUUGGAACCCAGUAGUGUUCUGAACGAAGGCCUAAAUUCAUCAGCAACAUCAGGAACAUUUUUGGUUGAGGAAGGUCCUUACUAUUAUUGUAUGCUUGAAAUAUUGCUUGGGAGGCUUUCAAAAUCAUUAUAUAAUCAGGCCUUGAAGAAAAUUUCCAAGUUUGUCAGAACAAACAUUCUUCCUGGGGCUAUUGCUGAGGUUGGACUGCUUUGUUGUGCAUGUGUUCAUACAAACCCAGAGGAGGCAGUUGUUCACCUUGUUGAGCCAGUUUUAUUGUCUUCUAUAUCCUCUUUGGAAGGAACGCCUGUUACUGGAUUUGGAGGCCGAGGGACUACUGAUGCCUCAGUUUCAACCAAGGCAAAACCUACACUUUCUCCCGCUCUUGAAACAGCAAUUGAUUAUCAAUUAAAAAUAUUAUCAGUUGCGAUCAGUUAUGCAGGUCCUGCACUUCUUCGUUACAAGGAUCAACUCAAAGAAGCUAUUGUUUCUGCCUUUGACUCUCCGUCUUGGAAGGUUAAUGUAGCCGGUGAUCAUCUUCUUCGAUCCCUUCUUGGAAGCCUGAUUCUUUAUUAUCCUAUAGACCAGUACAGGUGUGUUUUGCGUCACCCUGCUGCUUCUGCAUUAGAGGAAUGGAUCAGCACAAAAGAUUAUUCUGAUAAUAUACCAGUAGCAGGCCCAAAGUGGCAUGUUCCAACUAAUGAAGAAGUUCAGUUUGCAAAUGAUCUUUUGAACCUUCAUUUUCAGUCGGCUUUAGAUGAUCUUUUGAAGCUAUGCCAAACUAAAAUCCAUUCUGAUACAGGAAAUGAGAAAGAGCACUUGAAAGUGACUCUUUUACGAAUAGAGUCUACCUUGCAAGGUGUUUUAUCAUGCCUGCCUGAUUUCGGGCCAUCCUCUCUGAGUGGGAUGAUGGAAGAUCCUGGUCAUACCCCUUUUCUAAUAGCUGGAGCAACAGGGUCAACUGUAGGCAGUACUGAAUUGCGAGAAAAAGCAGCUGAGAUUGUACAUGCGGCCUGCAAAUACUUAUUAAAGGAAAAAUCAGAUGACAGCAUCCUAUUGAUACUCAUUAUUCGUAUUAUGGAUGCUUUAGGAAACUAUGGAAGUUUGGAAUUUGAUGAGUGGUCAAAUCACAGGCAGGCUUGGAAGUUGGAAUCUGCUGCCAUUAUAGAACCUCCUAUAAAUUUUAUUGUGUCUUCUCAUUCUAAAGGAAAGAGGAGGCCUAGGUGGGCACUUAUUGACAAAGCAUACAUGCAUGGCACAUGGAGAUCAUCCCAGUCAUCCUAUCAUCUGUUUCGUACAACAGGGGAUUUCUUUCCUUCAGACCAUGUGGUUCUUUUGAUGGAUGAUCUAUUGAAUCUCGCUUUGCAUAGCUAUGAAACUGUUCGCUUACUUGCUGGAAAAUCUCUGUUGAAGAUUAUCAAGAGAUGGCCAUCUUUGAUUUCAAAGUGUGUGCUCUCUCUUACUGAGAAUUUAAGGAGUCCAAGCUCACCAGAAUAUGCUGUCCUAGGAUCUUGUGCAGUCCUCUCUACACAGACAGUACUCAAGCAUUUGACAACGGAUAAGAAGGCAUUCUCGUCGUUUCUACUGGGGAUUCUUUCAAGCUCCCAUCAUGAAUCACUAAAAGCUCAGAAAGCAAUCAAUGAGCUGUUUGUCAAAUACAACAUCCAUUUUGCCGGGGUGUCUAAGAGCAUAUUAAAGACGAUGGAAAAUCAUAAAGAAGGAUCAGAUUUUGCAGAUUUGGUUUCUCAGAUUGGUUCUUUGAGUUUUGAUUCUACUCGCUUGCACUGGCGGUAUAAUCUAAUGGCUAAUAGAGUUCUUCUCUUAUUAGCUAUGGCAUCUAGAAAUGAUCCAAACUUCUCGUCAAAGAUCUUAAGUGAAACCGCUGGUCACUUCUUAAAGAAUUUAAAAAGUCAGCUUCCUCAAACUAGAAUUCUUGCAAUCUCAGCCCUAAAUACACUACUGAAAGAAUCACCCUAUAAAAUGUCAGUGGAGGAUCAACCAGUAUCUUCUGGGAACUCACAGGGAAAUGUCAAAUCAUCUCUGGAGGGAGCAUUGAGCGAAAUUUUUCGGGAAGAGGGAUUUUUUAAUGAGACUCUUAACAGUCUUUCACAUGUUCAUAUAAUCACAGAUACUGAUAGCUCAUCUUCUAGAGGAAAUCAUGGAAAUUCUUCCUUCCAAAGCCUAGCGGACAAAUCAAUCACCCGGUUUUAUUUUGAUUUUUCAGCUUCGUGGCCACGUACUCCUAGUUGGAUUUCUUUGUCAGGAAUUGAUACUUUUUACUCCAACUUUGCCCGGAUUUUCAAGCGGCUAAUACAAGAAUGUGGCAUACCUGUUAUAUUGGCACUUAAAAGUACAUUGGAGGAGUUUGUGAAUGCCAAAGAACGGUCCAAGCAAUGUGUUGCAGCUGAAGCAUUGGCUGGGCUGUUGCACUCUGAUAUUGAUGGUCUUUUAGAAGUGUGGGAUAGCUGGAUGAUGGCCCAGUUGCAGAAUAUCAUUCUUGCUCCAUCAGUAGAGUCCACUCCUGAGUGGGCCGCUUGCAUACGCUAUGCUGUUACUGGAAAAGGGAAGUAUGGAACAAAAGUUCCUCUUCUGAGGCAACAAAUUUUGAAUUGUCUAGUGACACCUUUACCUCCAACUGUGACUACAACUGUGGUAGCAAAGCGCUAUGCCUUCCUUUCAGCUGCACUCAUAGAAAUAUCCCCACAAAAGAUGCCAUUACCCGAAAUACAGCUACAUGUCACUCUUGUGGAUGAGUUACUUCAUGACAUGUGCCAUUCGUCAGCCCAAGUAAGAGAGGCUAUAGGUGUUACCCUUUCUGUGCUGCUCUCAAACAUUCGGCUCUACAUGUCAUUUCCGCAUGAUCAUUCAUAUGAAGGGAAAAACAUUGACAUUGAUAAUCUUUUUAAAGAGGAAAGAUGGGUUCAGUUUCUAGCAGAAAGAGCAUCUGAAGCAGUUAUGAACAUUCAGAAUAAUAGUAAUUCUGACAGUUCAGAGAUGUCAACUGAUAUUAGCACUCAAAAUGGGCAUUUGAAUGGGGAUUCACAAGAGGAUGCCAAAUGGAUGGAAACGUUAUUCCAUUUUAUCAUCUCAACUUUGAAGUCUGGUAGAUCUUCAUGUUUGCUGGAUGUGAUCGUCAGACUCCUCUAUCCUGUUAUAUCCUUGCAGGAAACUUCAAAUAAAGACUUAUCAACAUUGGCCAAAGCAGCUUUUGAAUUGCUUAAAUGGAGGAUUUUCAGUGAACCUCAUCUUCAGAAAGCUGUUUCAGUUAUUCUGUCUUCUGCCAAUGAUUCUAACUGGAGGACGAGAUCAGCUACUUUAACGUAUCUUCGAACUUUUAUGUACAGGCACACAUUCAUUCUCUCAAAGAUGGAGAAACAAAAUAUCUGGAGAACUGUGGAGAAGCUACUUACCGACAAUCAAGUUGAGGUAAGGGAGCAUGCUGCAGCUGUUCUAGCAGGCUUAAUGAAGGGUGGGGAUGAAGAUUUAGCUAAGGACUUCCGUGACAGAGCUUAUGAGCAGGCGAAUCUUAUUCAAAGGAAGAAUAAGAGGAAUUUGAGUUCCAGCCAGUCAAUCGCCUCCAGACAUGGUGCUGUGCUUGCUUUGGUUGCUUCUGUGUUAUCAGUCCCUUAUGAUAUGCCCAGUUGGUUGCCUGAGCAUGUUACAUUACUGGCUCGUUUCGGCGGGGAGCCAACACCAAUUAAAUCUACCGUGACGAAAGCAGUUGCAGAGUUCCGUCGUACUCAUGCUGAUACAUGGAAUCUACAGAAAGAUUCCUUUACCGAAGAGCAACUUGAGAUUUUGGCUGAUACGUCCUCCUCAUCAUCAUAUUUUGCUUGAUCUACAUUACUUGUAAGACAAAAAUGUACUAGAAAUACAAUGAUUGGGAGUAUAGCGAGAAUAUAUUCUUUUCAGAGUAAAUUCUAUCAUAAUUUGUAUAUGAGUUUUAUUUACAUCUGUAUCUUAUAUCAUUGGGGUUGAGUUUAUUGUA
Mangifera indica (mango) is the source of this 5777-nucleotide messenger RNA. Its product is annotated as proteasome activator subunit 4. Gene Ontology annotation, molecular function: peptidase activator activity; proteasome binding. The record is from RefSeq and is a predicted model, not a curated record. Gene Ontology annotation, biological process: proteasomal ubiquitin-independent protein catabolic process. The transcript is spliced from 35 exons. NCBI's taxonomy places the organism in Eukaryota, Viridiplantae, Streptophyta, Magnoliopsida, Sapindales, Anacardiaceae. Gene Ontology annotation, cellular component: nucleus; cytosol. Bases 179 to 5626 code for a protein of 1815 amino acids.